AGCAGCAGCGGAGGAUGGAGCCGAGCUAAAUGAAUGAGAUGCGGGCUGAAAGAGACCAGACAGGCGGACGAUGAUGAGAGGAUGAAGCCGCCGAUGGAGCCCCUGGAUCAUAAUUUGAACCCCGGUUUAACACUCGGAUAAAUAACGCAAACAAUGAAGUAAACAAUAGGACAGCAGCUUGUUUAUGAGUGGCUGCACAUACAUCAGACCUACACAUUUUUCGGUGAACAUCGACGUCCGUAAAGCCGAGCUGGAGGAUGAUGAAGAUAAAACCUGGAUUAUGCCCCAAGUGUUUUCUGUCUUUUCUCCAAAAACACCGGAGACCAAGCUCCCUCUUGAGAGAAGAUGUCCACCAUCACAGAGCGGCGGUAAAGGUCUGACUUACUGCAGUUAAAAAACUCUUUAAUGCCACACUAGGUUGGAGAAAUUUAAUUUAAUGGCACAGCGGACUGAAAGAAAGAGCCAGCGACUGAAAGUGGGAUUUAUGAACAGUCGGUUUGUUGAGUUUUUUUCGGCUGAGGACAACUAAAUCUACAUGUACCAGUUUGUCAGAUUCCAGUGUUUUUCACACCAGCAGCAGCUAACGGAGUACUUAAAUCAAGCUAGCGACGUGUGGAUAAAGCUCUUAUUUAGCGCUAUUUUACCGGUUUGACAACAUUUUUGUGUUUCUCUUUCGAAAUACACUGUUUGUAUUCAAAAAGGCAAGUUCACAAGCUUAAAUUGGUGAUAAAUCACACUGCCUUUCCUGUCAGUGUUGCCCCGAGUUUAGCUCGUUAAUCCUCGUUUGUGAGUUUUAUUUGGCUAACGGCUGCAACUAACUACUAGCGCCAGUGCUGCUGCUUCUGUCUUCAUCAUGAAUGCACAGACACGUUUCCUCGGAUGAAACCACCAAACGAAAAUGUACCCAAGGGCAUAACAACAACAACAACAACAACAACAACAACAACGAGCCCAUGUCUGGUGAGAGAACAGCACCGUGGCUCCGCCGGCCGUGAAGCCACAACAAGCAGAGCGGCUUUAGUUGGACACAGACAGAGAUAGAGAGAGGGGAUCAGAAGCUGAAGCUAGCCUCCAGCCUGUUCACACCGCCCUCAAGAGACCACCGAGAGGAUCAUUUUCAACUCAACUAAAGCCACCAAAAUCCAGCAAAAUGGGAGAGCAGCCCAUCUUCAGUACACGGGCCCACGUCUUCCAGAUUGACCCAAACACCAAGAAGAAUUGGGUUCCCACCAGUAAACAUGCUGUCACCGUCUCCUACUUCUUCGACAGCACCAGGAAUGUAUAUCGAAUCAUCAGUCUGGAUGGAUCUAAGGCCAUUAUCAACAGCACCAUCACCCCCAAUAUGACAUUCACCAAGACGUCGCAAAAGUUUGGACAGUGGGCCGACAGUCGGGCGAACACAGUCUACGGCCUCGGCUUCUCAUCUGAGAGCAACCUGGUAAAGUUUGCAGAAAAGUUUGCCGAGUUCAAGGAGGCAGCGCGGUUAGCAAAAGAGAAGUCUCAGGAGAAGAUGGAGCUCACCAGCACUCCCUCUCAGGAGUCGGCCCCAGGUGACCUGCAGUCGCCCUUGACCUCAGAGAGCAUCAAUGGUACAGAUGAUGAGAGAGUCACACCAGACACACCUCAGCACACUGAACCUAGAGCAGAGCCUUCCCAGAAUGCACUGCCCUUCUCACACAGUUCAUCCAGCAUCAAUAAGCACUGGGAGGCAGAGCUGGCGGCACUUAAGGGCAACAACGCCAAGCUGACGGCGGCUCUGCUCGAGUCCACGGCCAAUGUCAAACAGUGGAAACAACAGCUGGCAGCCUAUCAGGAAGAAGCUGAGAGGCUACACAAACGGGUGACAGAGCUGGAGUGUGUGAGUGGCCAAACAACAGUGAUCAAAUCCCAAAAGACAGAACUCAACCAAACGAUAGAAGAGCUGGAGUCGGCUCUGAAAGCCAAGGAGGAGGAGUUGGAGAGACUCAAAGCAGAAGUGGAGAGUGCCAACGAGUUUCAGUCUCAAAAAGACUCCCUUACACAGAAACUACAAGACACGGAGUAGAGGAACCAGACAUUGGAGGCCCAGCUAAGCGAUCUGGAGCAGCGUCUAGAGAGCAACCAGCAGGAGAGGGAAGCCUUCCGCAAGAGCCUGCGCUCGCUGCUGGAGCUGCUGGACGGCAAGAUUUUCGAGCUGACAGAGCUGCGAGACACGCUGGGUAAGCUCAUCGAGGGCAGCUAAAGAGGCGAAUUCACCGUCACCAACAGCACCACCAACACCACAGCCAGCGCUCAGAGAAGAAACCACCUGCAUGUUGGCACAUCAUCACCGACAUGUAACUUGAAAUUAAUUUCCCACAUGUAUACGUGUAAAGGUUUACACACAACUUUAUGCAUUAACGGUACACACAUUUUUUGCUACAGUACACGUUUACAAACAAGCCAAGUGAAAGAGGCUUUGCUUGGACCAUGCCUUUCCUCCGCUCCACUCUGGAAUAUUCUUGACUUUCUUAAAUCAGAUUUUUUUUGGUUUGUUUCUUGAAAAUCAUUCCGUUUGUGGGGAAAUUUUUUGUUUUUGCUCCAGCAAUCACGCAGACUUUAAUUAAUAAAAAACAAGCUGCGUUUUUCUUUUCUCGAGUUUCGCUUUGGUGCAUUCUGCAGUCACCUGGAGCCGGUGAUUUUUCUCCCCCAUCUUCUUUAAUUCAUCGUCAGCCAAAUGAACACUUGGAGUCAGAUGAGAAGGACUCGAGCUUUUCCUACACUCUGAUUAAUUUUUAGUUAUUUGAACUCUGGAGGGUGUCGGGUCACUUUCGAAUGUCUUAAAGAGACAAACGUUCCUCCUGUGAUUGAAAUCCACCGAGGGACUGCCAAAAAAACAAACGGCCAGAGAGGACUUUGUCUUAUAUUCUUAUACAAUAUAUGAGCAAUACAAAAAAGGGAGCAUCAGAGGGUAAAUAAACACUUUCCACUCUCACUUUCAGGUAAUUUUACUCCUCUCUCGAAUAUGUUUAGUCCACAGGCGAGAUUUUAUUCACUUUCUUUCUAUACACUUUUUUUUAAAAGAAUAUAACAAAUUCAUAGUGCACUUGUAAAACUGGAGUUUGUGUGUAUGAGUGGAUCUUUCUUUCUCCUCUUGUUUCUGUUGCGACUUGAAGUGCAAUGAUUGAAUCCUUUUUGUUUGUUAAUUUAUUACUUAACCGUGACUGAAAAUGAUGAUGAAAGUUGUACAAAAGCAAAGAUCUUUAUUUACAUCUUGUUUUCACUUAAUCUUUUUUUAUUGUCUGGUACAUGGCUGUCGAGGCAGUUUUCUUUCCUUUUUGAAAAACUGGCAAUAUUUUUGAACUAUUUAUGAAAAAGGAAAUGAGAAUAUAAAGAAGGCGAUGGCAGGUUGGAUUUGCAGAGAAUCUUUUCUUUUGCCAAAUAACGUUUUCCUGUACAGAUUUGAAUUUUUGCUGAUGUUGCCUUUGGUACAGAGAUGCAUCAACGGUAGCUGACUAGUGGUACUUUAUUUUUCGUGGGAUUUACUAUUGCCAAAAAUUCAGCGAUGUUAAGAGGAAUAGUAUAUACACCUGAAGAACACUAUUUAAGGGCUUGUUGUUGGUUCGGGUACAUUUGGGAGACUUGAAUGAUUUUAGCGGUGACUUUAUCAUGAUGAGUAUUACAGCUUGAAAGGGAAAAAAAACAUUUGAAUAAGACUUUUAAAUGUUGAUUAUACCACAUGCUUCAAAACACAAAUUGUAAUUUUGAGUUUAUAGUAAAACAAAA
This is a messenger RNA of Epinephelus lanceolatus (giant grouper), 3744 nucleotides long. It is a transcript of the gene homer1, whose product is annotated as homer scaffold protein 1. The record is from RefSeq and is a predicted model, not a curated record. Gene Ontology annotation, biological process: G protein-coupled glutamate receptor signaling pathway. NCBI's taxonomy places the organism in Eukaryota, Metazoa, Chordata, Actinopteri, Perciformes, Serranidae. Gene Ontology annotation, molecular function: G protein-coupled glutamate receptor binding.